Molecule: messenger RNA, 7856 nt
Organism: Ictalurus furcatus (blue catfish)
Lineage: Eukaryota; Metazoa; Chordata; Actinopteri; Siluriformes; Ictaluridae
Product: integrin alpha-2-like
Exons: 29
Coding region: 195-3752 (1185 amino acids)
Biological process (GO): cell adhesion mediated by integrin; integrin-mediated signaling pathway; cell-cell adhesion
Cellular component (GO): external side of plasma membrane; integrin complex
Molecular function (GO): integrin binding
Source: RefSeq, a predicted model, not a curated record
UGUUUCAUCGUAUGUAUGUAUGUACUUUCUACAAUCUGGCAACCCUGACUGUAUUUACUUUGUGUGAGCGUUUGAAGUCUCUCCCAGCCCAUUCCGCUGCUCUGUGAUUGGAUGAAUCCGCGCACACUCAUGAAGUUCCUUUGAGUUUCCCGAGGAGGAAAGUUAGCGCGAGUCCUGAACGAUUCACCGUCAACAUGGACCUGAGGAAGCGCGUGCUUCUGCCGGUGCUGCUGCUGCUGAUUUUACAGGGUUGGUGUAUUGAACACACUCAAGGAUUUAAUGUGGGAACAUCAGGAGCUAAAAUUUUCUCGGGCCCAACAGUCGAUGAGUUUGGAUACACAGUGCAGCAGUUCAGCAAUCACCAGGGCAAAUGGUUAUUAGUGGGAGCUCCCUGGACAGGCUACAGUCAGAACAGGAAAGGAGACGUGUAUAAAUGUGCGAUUGAAGGCCCUACGACUACCUGCGCUAAACUCAACCUACAGAAUGGAGUCAACAUACCAAACGUGCAGAACAUCAACGUUAACAUGAGUCUGGGUCUGACCCUGAUACGAACCACCAAAAACGGCGGAUUUAUGACAUGUGGUCCUCUCUGGGCUCAGGGUUGUGGUUCUCAGUAUUUCUACCCGGGAGUGUGUGCGGAAGUGAGCCCUCUGUUCGUCCCGCAACCAGCAUUCUCUCCUGCUCUACAAACUUGCGGCGGGCCGAUGGACAUCGCUAUAGUCCUGGACGGAUCUAACAGUAUUUAUCCUUGGCCUCCUGUCGUGGAGUUUCUUAAGAAGCUCUUAGGACACCUCGAUAUCGGACCGCAGCAAUCUCAGGUCAGCAUCAUUCAGUAUGGCGUCGAUCCCAAAAUGGAGUUCAAGCUGAACGCUUAUAAAACCAGAGAGUCGAUCGUUCAGGCGGCUUCGGUGAUUCCUCAGAGAGGUGGAAUCGAGACGAACACGUUUCGAGCCAUCGAGUACGCCAGGGUGAACGCUUUUCUGCCUGCAAACGGAGGACGUCCGGGUGCCAGUAAAGUGAUGGUGGUGGUGACUGAUGGAGAGUCACAUGAUAACUCCCGAAGAAACACGGUCAUUCCAGCGUGCGAAAAAGACGGCAUUACUCGCUUCGGCAUUGCUGUGCUCGGGUACUACAUAAGGAAUAACAUCGACAGCAAAAAGCUUGUCGAGGAAAUCAAGUCAAUAGCCAGCAAUCCUGCAGAUAAAUAUUAUUUCAACGUGUCCGCCGAAGAGGCUCUCCUGGAGAUCGCCGGAACUCUGGGAGAUCGGAUCUUCAACAUCGAAGGCACGGGUACAGGCGGUGAAUUUCAGAUGGAGUUGUCGCAGGUUGGCUUCAGCGCGCACCAGACCAAAAACCAGGACGUGAUGAUGCUCGGGGCCGUCGGGGCGUACGGAUGGACCGGAACUGUAGUGCAUAAAACCGCUCAGACGUCAGAGAUUUUCCCCAAAGGCGCUUUUGAGCAAAUCCUUGAAGACAAAAACCACAGUUCGCUCCUGGGAUACUCGGUGAGCACUCUGUAUAGCGGUUCCACCGAGUACUUUGUAGCCGGUGCUCCUCGCUCCAACCACACGGGUCAGGUUGUGGUGUACACACUGAACAAGCAGAGACAACCCGACAUCCGACACUCACAGAGAGGAGAUCAGAUCGGCUCGUACUUCGGAAGUGUGCUCUGUCCCCUCGAUGUGGAUCGUGACGGGGUUACUGACCUCCUGCUGGUCGGCGCUCCGAUGUACAUGAGCGACGAGAAGAAGGAGAUGGGCAAAGUCUACAUCUUCACCGUUACCGACGGGUUCUUGAGUAGCCAGGGGUUUCUGGAAGGUUCCACUCCACAGGAGAACGCUCGGUUCGGAAUGGCCAUCGCCGCUGCUCCUGACCUCAACCUGGACGGCUUGACCGAUGUGGUGGUCGGAGCGCCGCUGGAGGAGAACGGCCAGGGAGCCGUUUAUAUUUAUAACGGAGACGCUCGGAGCAUCAGGAAGCAGAGCUCACAGAAAAUUCUUGCCGUGAAACUGGACCCGACGUUGAGGUACUUCGGACGCUCUUUAGACGCCGCUGGAGAUCUGAACGGAGACUCGGUCCCGGACGUCUCGGUGGGCAGUUAUGGGAAGGUGCUUCAGCUCUGGUCCAGGGGAGUGGCGGUGGUGAAGGCCCGGGUCACGUUCACCCCGGACAUGAUCAACAUCGAGAGUAAACCGUGUAGCUUCGGUGGACGGAAGGUGUCCUGUUUUAAAGCCAAAGUCUGCUUCAGCGCAGCGUUCAAACCGACGACGCCUGUCGGACCUGCAGAGAUUAAAUACAACAUGACGCUGGACGCCGACCUGCGGUCGUCUCGAUUCAGCUCCAGAGGUCAGUUCGGGAACUCCGAGCGAGUGGUCCAGCAGAACGUCGGCGUGUCCACGGCCGAGACGUGUGAGGAACAUCAGGUGUACGUUCAGGACACUCCUGACCUCGAAUCCAUCGCCGUCCGAGUCGAUAUCGGACUCCAGCAGCCGGACUCCAGCCCCGUCCUGGACGCCUUCAGUCCCAGCGCAUGGGAGUUUUUUAUCCCAUUUAUUAAAGACUGCGGUGGUGAUGACAUGUGCUACAGCGACCUGGUGUUGAGCGUCGAGAGAGAACCACCAAGCUCUUUGUUGCUGGUGAGUAAGAACAGUAGACUGUCACUGUCCGUGACGGUGAUGAACAGGAAGGAAAAUGCCUACAACACCAGAGUGAUAGCACGCUUCUCCAGCAACCUGUUCUACAGCUCCGUUACGCCACCUAGCGAUGAUACCGAGGUCAAAUGCACCUCCAGUAAAGACACCGAAAUCGUCACGUGUCAAGUUGGAUAUCCAGCGCUCAGGACUGACCAGUUGGUGACAUUCGAGAUCAAUUUUGACUUUAAUUUGGCACGAUUACAAAAGGAAGUCAAAGUGGCCUUCGAAGCCCAGAGUGACAGUAAAGAGGAAACUCCGGCGGAUAACAGUGAGACGAUGGCGAUCCCCGUCCAGUACAGGACCGAGAUCAUCCUCAGCAGAGAAGCCAACAUGAAUGUUUACUUGCUGGAUGAAAAGGAUGAAAUUACAAAUCCGAUAAAAACGUACAGUGACAUCGGCCCGGAGUUGAAGUUCAAUCUCAAGGUGUCUGGAGCAGUGUUUCCAGUCAGUCUGGUUUACCUCGACGUCUCGCUGCCCGUCAGUACUAAAUCAGGGAAUCAUCUGCUGUAUGUAACCUCAGUCGAGAGCAUACCGCAGAGUGAUGUUCAGUGUGAGACCCAAGCGCUGAUCGACCCGUUUAAGAUCAGAGACAAAGAAUACACAGCCACAUUCACCAAGGAGAGCUUCCGAGGAACCAGUCACCUGAACUGCGACACGGCCGUGUGUAAGCAGCUGAAGUGCGUGCUGAAAGACCUGAGCGUGAAAAGUGAUUACUAUAUCAGCGUCUCCGCGAGGAUCUGGAACGGAACGUUCGCCGAGGCUGAUUUCCAGUCGGUCGUAUUAGACGUGAACGCUCAGAUCGAGACGUCUCAGUCUGAUCUACUCGUUAUCGCCCACAAACAAGUGACGGUCGAUGUCACUGUGAGUAAACCAGGUGCCAAAGGUGAUGUACCUGUCGGAGUGAUCGUGGGCAGUGUGAUUGGAGGAUUACUCCUGCUGGCUGUUGCUGUCGCAGUGCUGUGGAAGCUGGGCUUCUUUAAGCGUAAAUACCAGCAGCUGCAGAGAGGCGAUGACGGUGCUGAAGCAGAAGGACUACAGGACAACGCGGGACAACCGUGAGACCCAGACGGAUUCCCCCGUCCGGUUCAAGACUAUCUGAUCUCGGAUCAGCUCGAGCUAAAGUAACCCUCGGAGACACGGAGAUCAGAUGCACAGCAGUGAGGAGGUGAACCUCAAACACACAGCAGCAGGCUGCGAUCUGGUUCGAAUGGAAAAGCAAAGGAACAACACUCCGACUGUCGUGCUGCUAUGGACGAUCCUCACAUCCGCUGCUUAUUUUCGCCAACACUGGAGAACGCUUCGUUUUUCACUCCGAGUCUCUGCAUCAGCGUAAGCCACGGGAAAUGGGCUUCCGUUCCUGUUUGUAUUUUUACUUUUAUUUGGAAAUACUGUAAAUAUAUUUGAUAGAGAAAUAUUGUUGAAAAUGAUACGCAGACUGCACUGACCUUUUUCCUGACAAAACUAGUUUUAUUGACGAGCACAGAACAACAUUAUUAUGUAAAUAUCUUUUUUUUUUUUUUUUUUUGUUACAUAUUUUUCAUUUUUAAAACCGGUCUAAUCAUAUUGGAGCAUCAUUUCAUGACACGUAUCAUUUUCACGAGAAACGUUUCUCAAUAUUCAGUAACGUCGCAUUUCAGUGUUGACGGCGACAACAAAACUUUUUCGAUGUCAUUUAUUCUGAAGUCAUAUCACCCAGCCAUUCAAACGAGCCACUACUCGAUCAUUAGUAGCGUGAAUGCUUUUUGGUGAAAUGCUAGCUCAGGUGCGGCCAAAAACCAUCGUUCUGACGGACAACACGUGGAACAUUUAACAUUACAGGCAGUCGAGUGCAAAAGUUUUCAUCCUCUUUAAUCAAGGCUUCAGUUCAAAUAGGCCUCGUUUAUCUUUUAGUAAAGUUGUGUGAGAAUGUUUUUCGCCAAACUGGACUGUCUGUAACCGCCAAGAGCGAUCGCGAAAAAGCUGCGAAUUACUGCGAGUUACAUUUUGACACACCAAUAAAACCAUAAAAAGUAAAGAAUGGUUAAAAAAAAAAAGACAAAACGAAGACCAAACGGUGAAGGAGCACAAACUCUUCCAGUCACAUGGUUAAGCAACCGCAGCACGUCAGCUACCAUAAUAACUCCUCCUCCUUUCAUAGGACGCCAUUACUUUUGUCCUAAUAGAAUGGCUAACUUUGAAAAGGAGGACAUGUUUAACCAACAGGAAACAAGUGCUCAACAUCCUGUUACACAACGUUUUUUUUUUUUUUUUAGAACAUGUAUACAUGCUCACUAUCCACUUUAUUAGGAACGCCUGUACAACUGCACAUUCACGCAGCUAUCGAAGCAUCCAAUCAUGUGGCUGCAGCACAAUGCAUAAAACCAUGCAGAUACAGGUCAAGAGCUUCAGUUCAUGUUCACAUCAAACAUCAGAAUAAAGAAAAAGUGACAUCUCUGAGACUUUAACCCUGGCAGGAUUGUCGGUACCAGAUGGGCUUAGGAUUUUCACACACAACCGUCUCUAGAGUUGACACAGAAUGGCGCCAAAAAAAAAAAAAAAAAAAAACAUCCCGUGAGCGGAGGGUCUGCAGGCUGGAUCACCUUGUUCACACUUUCUCUUUAUUCUGAUGUUUGAUGUGAACAUUAACGGAAGCUCUUGACCUGUAUCUGCAUGAUUUGAUGCAUUUAUACAUGCCACACGGUUGGCUGAUUGGGAUGACUGCAUGAAUGUGCAGCUGUUCCUAAUAAAGUGGACGGGACGUGUAUAAGAUUUCAGAGAAAAUGGACGUUUCGGACCAAAAUCCUUCAUCAGCUGUGAAACAAGAGUGCUGUAUAUAAACUGUGUAUAUUUAUAUAAUCGUCAUUAGAAGAUGCAUUAAAACCGAAUGAGCAAAAUCUCUACAUCAAAUAUGUCUAAAAGCUUGUUUCUGCUGCGUAUGAGUAAAUAUUACACAGAUAUAUAUAUAUAUAUAUAUAUCUCGCAGCUUAUGUUCCUCGCAUACACACUACGGGGUUUUGCUGAGUGAUUAUAGGAAAAGGAAGCACUAAGUCAAUAUCGUGCGAUAUUAAUAAUUAUUACUGAGAUUAUUUUUUUUAAAAGGCCAAUUGUAAAAUUUUAGCUCACAGUUGUGAGAUGUAAAGUCACAGCUGAGUGAUAUUAACUAGCAGCUGUGAGCGGAAAAUGUGACGGUUUGUGAAAAUAACCCCUAGUUUCGAGAUUUAAAAAAAAUAAAUAAAGACACAAUGGAAUGAUUAUUAACUUGUAACUGUGACCAAAAAAAAAAAGUUGCAUCCAAAUGACACGAUUUUGAGAUCAAGUGCCGACCGAGCAAUUAUUAACUCUAACUUAAUUAAGUGACGUUAACUUGCAUUUGCGAGGAAAAAAAGGCACAGUUUCGUGAAAAUAACGGAAUUUUUAAAUUGUAAUUGCAAAUUAUUUUUCAGGCAACUGCGAGUAAAUAUCACUCAAUCGUGACGUUAAAACAACAAAAAAAAUUGAUAUGAACUGACGAUUGAGCAAUUAUUAACUCGCAAUUACGAGAUUGAAAAAACUAAAUUUGAGGGAGGGUUCGUCCCAAACAGCUGUCUAGCUCUCUAGGUGAUGAAUCAGUACAUCGAGUACACGAGUUAGGGCACUAAUAAGGACCCUGACUCACUACACGUUUGGACGCUGAUAACUGGAUUUCCGCCGACACGACUACGUACUCGUGUUGUCAAACGUCACCGCUGACAUUUAACCAACAACAUGACCGAUGUCUUUCUGACAUUAUAUGUCGUAUCGAUUUGUUAGUUUAAUCCCGUGCGCUUCAGUGACGGUACUUCAGGCAGGAGCGUAUUUUUAAAAAAUCUCUAAACACUUAAAUGUCGUCAUUAGACGUUAUAUAGAACAUCAAAUAAAGUUUUAAAAAAUCCUUAGCGCAAGUAAUCGUUUCAGCGCUACAACAACGAUAACAAGCUCCUUACAUUUGUAGACGGAAGUUGCCUGAGAGUUCGUCGGCCAUUUUGUCUCCAGCUGAGAGGCUUCAGUAAACGUGACGUUAUUUCCGGUUUGAACAUAACGAGCGUCGAUGCUCCUGGUUUUUGCGGUGCAUUGUGGGAUUUUUUUUUUUACGGAGCGGACGUUCCAGUGCACCGGAAAGCAUUUUAGCAUUCAAAAUGGCCGCCUCGCUGCUCAGCGCCCAGACUACUGAACUAGAGAGCUGAUUGACACGCAGUUGUAUAAAAAUAACUCCCGAUUAAUGAGCAGUCGCAUGAUGAUGAUUCACAAUCACGAGCGUAAUAUUUUCCCCUACGCGGUGGAAACAAGAUUCCAUAAAUAUAGCUAUUUUAUUUUAUUUUAUGUAUCGUUAAACACCAUGCAUUCGUUCCUCUCUCUCUCUCUCUCUCUCUCUCUCUCAGGAAUAGAAAACAUUAACUAAACUACUGGAACACUUUGUACUGUAAUAUUUAAACACUCUGCUGACUGAAACGUGUUCGUCACGCCCCAGGCAGCAGAAUGACGUUUUUGGGAAUUUAAAAAAAUUAAUAAAUAAAUGUCUAAAAUAUCUAUCUUUUUUUUUUUCACCUCACGUGAAAAUGUAUUGUUUAAUUUUUUAGAGUUUCUUUACAUGUUCAUCCGGCACUUUACUCACUUCUCACUUACCCAUUAAGUUCGCUUUAGUGAUUCUGAUCGUACUUAACGUUCUGGAUUUAUCUUUUUUUUUUCCCUUGUAUUUUAUUUUCACAAACGCUUUAUUUUAGAUUUCUUUUUGACCAUCUGGAACAAAAAAAAAAAAACACUUUUAAAAACAUACCUUUAAAAAACUUUGUAGCAUUUUUUAUUAUUAUUAUUAUUAUUCCAUCCUUUAGGCUUUGGUAAGAGUUUGUAUUUUUAUACUUUACUCAGACUGUACAGCAUGAGUGUAAAUUUAAGAUUUGAUUAUUUACUGAAUUCUGCAAUAAGUUAAAUAUGUACUGUAGUCAGGUUUUAUUCUUCAAAUUAAAAAUUUCAAAAUACUGAUUACUAUAUUAAUGCUUUUCUAUAAAUUUAUCAGAGCACUAAAUGUUUACAGAAGUUGUUUGUUGUUGUUUUUUUUGCAAUGGUACGUUAUUUCAAUUUUUGUCUAAAUAAUAGAUCAAACAGGGCAAUUUAUUCAAAUGAUCAUUAAAACAUUGUAAUUUGCUUAAUUUGUCGUGGUUUUCAUUC